GCGCAUGUGUCCGCCGGCAUGGCCGAUCUCGCCGCCCGCCUCAUCAAGCGACUCGCGGACGCCAACAGAGACCGCAACCUGGUCUUCUCGCCGAUCUCCAUCUACGCCGUCCUGGCGCUCCUGGCCGCCGGCGCCGGUGGGAAGACCCUGGAGGAGAUCCUCGGCGUCCUAGGCGCGCGGUCCCGCCUCGAGCUAGAGGACUCGGUGGCGCGUCUCCUGGACGGAUCGUCGAAUCCCGACGGCGGCGGGCCGAGCGUGGCGUUCGCGUGCGGCGUCUGGAGCGACCUGACGCGGCCGCUGAAGCCGGCCUUCCGUGACGCCGUCGUCGGCAAGUACAAUGCCGAGGCCAGGUCCGUCGACUUCCGCAACGACCCAGAGCAAGCGGUGCAGCAGAUCGACGCGUGGGCCGCAGCGGCCACGGGGAACCUCAUCCAGUCCGCCGUCCCUCCGGGAGCCGUGCACCGGGGCACGGACCUGGUGCUGGCCAACGCCAUCUACUUCAGGGGCAAGUGGGACCUGCCGUUCUACGAGAGCUCGACCAAGAACAGGCCCUUCUACCGGCUCGACGGCACCGCCGUCGACGUCCCCUUCAUGUCCAACUACGACCGUCACUUCAUCGCCGAGCACGACGGGUUCAAGGUGCUCCAGCUGCACUACAAGAGAAGUUCAUGGUACCCUCGUAGUCAGAACCACGGCAUGUCCAUGUGCAUCUUCCUCCCGGACGCGCGCGACGGCCUGGCGAGCCUGCUGGACAAGAUCACGUCGGCGUCCCCGGCAGGAUUCCUGCGCGAGCACCUGCCGAAGAGGACGGUCUCGGUCGGCGAGUUCUGGGUGCCCAAGUUUGAGCUCUCCUUCCAGAGCAACCUCGUCGGCGUCCUCAACGACCUGGGGCUCCGGCUGCCCUUCACCCAGGAUGCGGACCUCUCCGAGAUGCUGCAAGAGCAGGACGGCUCCGGCUCCGGCUUGCCGUUCCUCGUGCAGGACGUCUUCCAGAAGGCCGUCAUCCAGGUGAACGAGGAAGGAACCAAAGCCGCCGCCGUCACCAUGUCAUGUUUCUGGAAUCCGUCAGCAGCCCCUCCUAUCUUGCAACGACAGGUGGAUUUCGUGGCCGAUCACCCGUUCGCCUACUUCAUAGUGGAGGAGGCGUCGCACGCCGUGCUCUUCGCGGGGCACGUCGUCGACCCCGGCAACGGCGCCGCGGCGGCGAUCCCGUCCCCCGCCCCGUUCCAGGAGCGCGCCACCACCAAAAGAGAACCUGAAAACGAGGUGAUGAACGAGCAUACGGGUUAUGCUCCCGUGUAUUAUGUUCCCAAACCCGUGUCGCCGGUAUGCGAUCCAGUAUCGCCGGUAUACAACCCAACGUCGCCGAUACAGCCCUGUAGCUUACAGUCCGCAACCGCCGGCGUACAAGCAUCACCGCCAGAGUGCAAGAACCUCUCCCCAUGCAGUCCAGAGGAAGCCGCGACGGGGGAAGAGGAAGUGCCCUCGGAGAAAACAGACUGCACUGCACGCUUGGACUACUUGUCUGAUCUCAAACAAGGGUUUCAACUCUUCGUUUCGGAUCGUACAAUCUCCGACCAAGUUGCAGCCGGAAACCAGGCAAUCAUCUAUGCGCCGGUCACCGCCAAAGCCAUUAGAAAAGCUUUCCGGCAGGCAAUGCCGAGAGAGCAGACAUCGAUCUUCCUCCUGUGCCAGCUCGGCCGAUCUUUAAGCGACCUGCCUGACCAUAGUUUCUUACCAUCUUUGAUCAGCUCGGUGUCUCUGCUAUAUAAGCUCCCCCAGCUCAGGGAGUUAGAAAAUGACCACAUCGGUCGUGUAUAA
Molecule: messenger RNA, 1821 nt
Organism: Triticum urartu
Lineage: Eukaryota; Viridiplantae; Streptophyta; Magnoliopsida; Poales; Poaceae
Source: RefSeq, a predicted model, not a curated record